Messenger RNA from Saccostrea echinata, 1305 nucleotides. RefSeq names its product angiopoietin-related protein 7-like. The transcript is spliced from 3 exons. The record is from RefSeq and is a predicted model, not a curated record. NCBI's taxonomy places the organism in Eukaryota, Metazoa, Mollusca, Bivalvia, Ostreida, Ostreidae. The coding region runs from base 1 to 1305 and encodes 434 amino acids.
AUGUGUACAUGUAUAACGAAGUCUGUAGGACUUUACACGUUGUUAACUGCUCUCACUGUGGUAUCCGGAUUUAUUAACGACCCACUUGAUUCCACGACAUUACGAACUACCACCACCACCACGACUACACCAAGACCCACAACCAGAAGUCCUCUAGGACCCUCCAACCCAGGAGAAAUUCCAGCGGAGGUCCAAGCCCAACUAAAGCAAAUGCAGGACUCUUUGGAGGAACUAUCGAAACAAAACUCCGCCCUCAAGUUACAAGUGACAUCACUGGAAAAUGACGUGUCAACAUUGAUCCAGCUACAAGAAAGGGUACGCCACUUAGAGGAGGCCAACCUCCAAACAAAACAACAAUUGACAGCCAUACAAAGCAGUGGAAGUCUCCAAACUAGAGUGGAGGCUCUAGAAAGCUCACAACCACAAAUAAAAUCCGACAUAUCUAAUCUAAAGCUUCAGCUUGGAACUUCUUCCAGGGCCUUUAACUCAGCAAUGCAAGGGAUCCAAACGAAACUGAACGGUGUGAAACAGACCGUGGAUCAGCUGGUAGCAGGAAGCGUGACUACCGCGAGUCCUGGAGGUCACGUGAUCACUCCUUCAUCUGGAACCGUGACGACCUCAUCAUUAGCACCAGCUCAUACUACACCACUAACAACGAUAUUGCAUGAUUGUCUGGAUAUUUACUCGGAAGUGCAGUCCCCCGGGGUCUACACCAUCCAGCCCCCACAAUCCCCACACCCAUUCCCUGUCUACUGUGAUCAGGGCUGGACUGUAAUACAGAGGAGAAUCGAGGGGCGGAUCCCUUUUUCAAGUCCAUACAGAAAAUGGGCGGAUUUCCUUAAUGGGUUCGGAAAUGUUUCUGGUGAUUAUUGGUUAGGGAAUGAAAAAGUAUUCAACAUUCUUGCACAGAAUUCGUAUAAGCUGAGAGUGGAGGGGGUAGGUUAUAGCGGUAAGUUGUACUGGGCCGAGUACGAAGAGUUCAACAUAGAGAAUGAGAGAAACGACUAUAGGAUCCAUGUUUCAGAAUAUACGGGUAAUUAUGAUGACACCAUGGAAACAGCCAAUGGAAAUAAGUUUGUCACACAAGACCAUCCUGGCGAUGUGAGUUUUUUUCGGGACUGCUCUGGAUAUAUCGCUGGUGGUUGGUGGGCGAACACCACCACAUCUGUUCAGAACUGUGGAUACGACUUAAAUGCUAUGCAUACUGACACUAGUGGCUUUUGCAUGAGUUUUGCUGGAAUCUGUGUCAAUACUUCUAUCAUGAAGAUCAGUCCAACUUCUUCAGUAACUAUUAUAGGCCGUUGA